Messenger RNA from Sphaeroforma arctica JP610, 459 nucleotides. RefSeq lists its product as hypothetical. The transcript has 2 exons. The coding region runs from base 1 to 459 and encodes 152 amino acids. The record is from RefSeq and is a predicted model, not a curated record. Lineage: Eukaryota; Ichthyosporea; Ichthyophonida.
AUGAAUGGGUGCGAGAAAGUGUGGGAACCGAAAGUAUACGCCGCCCAUGUCGAACAGAGUGUAUUUGAAGAAGCCAUGUGUCUGGUAAAUAAGCCUAAGGUGGGCGAGGAGCUUUUGAUCGAACAAGAGCACGAAGCUGCGCAGGAUCGGGAGUUUCAUUACAUAGCUGACCAGAUGCUGCCACUGAGAUGUCCAGAAAUGGGCCAUGUACUUGACGAGUCGUUUGAUGUUUGCUUCUCACUGACCUGCGCGAAUCCGAACCCGGGAGAGGUUUACAACGCUUUAGAUGUAUUUUACAAAAUCAAGCGUAAGGAGCGGUCGCAGCAGCUGAAGAAGUACUGGGGUACGAUCAAACUGGAUGAAAUGGCCAAGAAAAAGCUUACAGAACGGAUACAGCCACUUCGGAACCAACUGAAGCCAGAGGGUACAUACAAGUCUGUGGCAGACAUCAUUGCCUGA